This is a messenger RNA of Mya arenaria, 4136 nucleotides long. Its product is annotated as MTOR-associated protein MEAK7-like. Bases 39 to 1445 code for a protein of 468 amino acids. The transcript is spliced from 7 exons. Lineage: Eukaryota; Metazoa; Mollusca; Bivalvia; Myida; Myidae. The record is from RefSeq and is a predicted model, not a curated record.
CGUCUGUCGGACAAGUAUAAUCAAUCAAAACAUCAGAGAUGGGAGGUCAGGAAAGCAAACAAGAUGGUCAACUUUGGCAGAUGUUUACUUCAUCAGAAAAGGAAAAUAUUCAUAAAAUGUUCGUUCGCAUUGUAGGGAGUCAGCAUGCUCUCUCAGAACCGUUUUUAAAGAAAUAUGCACCUUCUUGGUUCCUUCCCAAGGAUAGAUUGUGGAGUGCCAUGAGUGACUGUCAUGUAAACACUGGUCAUGUCCGAGACAAGAAGUUGUCAGAAGAUCAGUUUGGUGGCUUCCUAGCACUCGCUCUGAAAGGAACAUAUGCUGAAAAAGCUGAGAUCCUCUCAUUGUUGUCUGGAACAGUUGGUUCUCAAGUUCACAUGGGCAAACUUUACCAGGCAGUGUUUAGUAUUGUGAAAAGUUACCUGGAGUUGAGCAGCAGUGAUUCAGCCAACAAAACCUGGAAGUGUGAGACUGGGGAUGAAGACAUAUCUAGACUGUGUCUGGACUGCCUCGCCCUGCAGUCUGUCCCUGAGGAUGGGGGUACAGGGCCGCAGGGUGGGAGUGGGGGCCAGUAUCAGGACAGUUACGAGGUUGAGGCAUGGGUGUCAAAGUCCCCUCUGUUUCUACGAAUGUUUGACAGAGUCAUGUAUAACCUCUUUCCUGUGAUAGAUAAAGACAGUAUUGCCUCCACAUUCCAGUCUUUCCUUCCUGUGAUUACAAAUGUUGACUGGUCUUCCACAUACACAAUUCUAGAUAUUGUCUCCAUUAGUUACCUCAACCACCACAUACCCCGGCAACAUCAAGCAACAUGGCGCCUCCUCUAUAGCAACAGUAUCCAUGGUGAUAGCUUUUCACAGUUAACCCGGUUUAUGGUCGGAAAGGGACCAACUGUGAUGAUUGUGAAGGACAAAGAUGGUCAUGUUUUCGGUGGAUAUGUAUCUGAAAGCUGGGAGAUUAGGCCAAACUUCUAUGGUGACAGUACUUGUUUCCUGUUCACAUUGAAGCCCCGUCUAGGAGUGUACAUGGCCACAGGAUACAAUGAAAACUUUGUGUACUUGAACCAGGGUCAGGAGACAUUGCCCAACGGACUGGGGUUUGGAGGUCAGCUGAAUUAUUUUGGCAUGUGGAUAGACUACUCGUUCAACAGUGGACAUAGCAAGGCAAAGCCCAAAUGUACAACCUACGGGAGCCCACAGCUAUCUGGGAGCCCAGAAUUUGUGGUUGACCACCUUGAAGUGUGGGCUGUAGGGCCGGAAAAGAAGAAAAAUGACUCUGAUGAUGAAGAUGAUGCGAAGACAAGCAUUUUGGACAAGGACUCUGGGGCCAAGGCAAUUCUGGAGCUGGCAGGGAGGAAGCAUCAUUCGGAGGGCUUGCGAGAACUCAGAGAAGAUGAAGAAAUGACGGAUGAAAUGAAACGCAAGAUGAACACAAUACCUAAACUGUUGUAGCAUUGUGUUUAAUGGAAUAUCUAAACUGUUGUUGCAUCGGAGUACUGGAAUACCUAAAGAGCUGAUUGUUUAAAACUUUGCUAAAGUAAACUUCUUGAGUUAUGGUAUCGUUGUUAACUUUAAAGGUGAAAUAGUUUAUGAUAUGCUUAUAUUUUAUAAAAUCGCGCACAUUUGAAAAUGUAGUCUUGAAUCUUGCUAGAAAUACUGGAUGUUGCAAAUGGGUUCAUAAUAGUUCCUCGGCAGUAAAGUUUUGAAAUUUAUCAACAAUGACGUUAACAAUGAUGUUAACUUUAACAAUAUUCAGAACAAUAUUGGAACAAUUUGCCUCAGGUGUUGUAGCAUUAAUGUGUUUCAUAGAAUUCCUUAACUUGUUUGCCAUCAUUGCACUCAAGAAUAGAUUAGAAGUAUUGUGUUCAAACUAAUAUGAAAUUUUAGGUAUAUCUCAUCUAAGUACAUGAACAAAAUGAUGUCAACAAAAGGCCAAUCCGAUAUGAUAAUGGCAUAAUAACAUAGAAUCCAUGUGUUGUGUGUAAUUUAAAAAAUGAUAAUGAAUAUUUGUUGAAUUAAUACACUUGUUUUUAUUAAUAUCCAAUGAGCAUUAUAUUUCUUAAGACUUAUUUUAGCUUUCCUUGAAAUAAUUGUCUUAAUAGUGAAUUUCAUAUAACUCUCUGAUUAUUUUUAAAAAUACCGAUGAAAUAUGUUUAUGUUUUAUUACUCAGUUUUAAUCCAUUUCAUUGCCAUUCAUCUCUUGUUUGAUCUUUUUAUUUGUAGUGUAUAUAAUGGGGUUUUUUAUGUUGUGAUAUUUUUUUUAUACAAGAUGAAAAAUGUAAAUAAGGAGGGGGUUUUAUUCUGCAUUUGUAUUUAUUUUAUAAAUCCAUAAUUAUUUUACAUGUUGAGUAUUGAUACUAUUGAUAUUUCGAUGAUUGAUUAUAAUAAAAAAUUGAUUGGUUGGUAGGGCUUGAUUGAUAUUCAACUAAAAUCAGUUGAUAUACCAAGUUCUGCAAUCAAUUGUUCAAAAUUGGUUUAUUCUUUGGUUUGGUUAAAGUUAACCAAAAUGUGUUUUGAUUGGUCAAUAUUUAUCCAAUAAGUAUUGUUGACCAAUCAUAUUUUUUUUAUGUGCAAACUAGCCAAAAGAUAUUAACCUGUGGAUUACUUAUCCCAUUUCAUACAAUUGCCUGCUGGUGGUUAUUAAUUGUAGGUCAUUUUGAAAAUUAACUCUCAUAAACUUAUUGUGAGUCCUGUUAAAAUGUUUUAGAUUCAAUCAUCUACAAUUGUGUGAACAUUUUUUUUAUUUUGUUUGUAAAGAAUUAUGCAAAAGUUUUGAAAUUUCAUGUAAAAGCUGCAUAUAUUCAUAUAGACUAGGACAUACCCCCACCUCCCUUAAUUUUUACAAGGACAAACAAAAUUAUACCAUGCUUUUAAACAAUCCUAUAAUAUUGUUUAUGAGUAGAAACACCAUUAAAUGUCAUGAUAUGAACAAACGUAUACAAUAUCUAAUACUUAACCUUCAAAAGUGGUAAAAUAAAAAAUAAAUGUUAAAGGGGGCAGGGAGAUUUUAUAGACCUAUGCAAAAAAUCAUUGCGGACAUUUGUCUGGGUGGAUUUUAUCCUACUUUCUUUUACUUAUUAUUACAUGUAUCCACACUACAUAUCCAGACCAUAUUUCUCACUGUUUAUGCUUGACAGAGCUAUUAGUGCUAUACUUUGAUCGUAAUGCAUUCAUUCUAGUCGUUUUUCACUUUCUGCAAUAUAUAAACACUAUAACUUUAUGUACUUUAUCACUAAUAUAGAUAGGUCUGUAAUUUUAUAAAAACUAAAUUAACAAAGCAAAUUAUGUUGUAAGAUAUCUACUGGUAAGCUUAAAGUGAACUCUUAAAAUUAAAAUUCAUCUCGACCUUUUGAAUAGAUUUGUUAUGCUCUGGUGUAUGAGCUGGGCCUAUUGUUUUCUAUUGGUCCAGGGUAUGAUUAUCUUUUACAUGCAUGACAUAUUUAAGUGCUUUUAUGUUUAAUUCUCUUUUUUGGGAAAUCCUGAACUUUGCUAUAUGACAUGCAAAUAACAUUGAUUCUGUUGUAUGCCUAUUAUGCUUAAAAACUGUCAAAUUAAGACUUCUUAUGUUUUACAUGGUUGUGUUUUGUUAGCCAAGGUGAUCAUCUAAUAAUUAUAUUUUAAUAACUUUAAUAAACAAAGUACUCAGCUUUUAUUUUUACAUUUUAAUAAGCAUACAGUGAGUUAAUUAUUCACUUGAUCUUUUCAAAAUAUUGUGUUACAGGGUUCAUUAAAUAGUAUCAUUUUAAAAUAAAACUUGUGUCUGAAUUACAUUUGAAAAUAAAAUUACAAAUCUAUGUGUACUUUUUUAUCAUGAACAAUAUAACAAAAGUCAUAGAUUUGGAGGCUAUAUUGUAAGCUGUAAAUUCGUGAAUUAAAAUACUAGGAAGUUAAUAUCAGCCAAGAUGUCUGUCUUCAUUUGGGCUGGUAUUUAUAAAACAUCUGCGAUCUGGCAUUGUUGAUCAUUUUUUAUGGUUACUCGUUUCCCUAUUCGUUCAAAUUCUCAGGGCUGCCUGUCAGAAUGUAGAUUCUAUUGUACCUAGAUUGCAGGUUGUUUUGAUACACCCCUUUGACCACGCCCCUCCCCCAUAUUUAGAAACAAACAAACAGACUUAUUAAUAAUGAUGGGGGAACUCUUACAAAUGA